Molecule: messenger RNA, 1727 nt
Organism: Papaver somniferum (opium poppy)
Lineage: Eukaryota; Viridiplantae; Streptophyta; Magnoliopsida; Ranunculales; Papaveraceae
Product: protein POLLENLESS 3-LIKE 2-like
Exons: 4
Coding region: 70-1494 (474 amino acids)
Molecular function (GO): protein binding
Source: RefSeq, a predicted model, not a curated record
UUUCGAUUAAUUUAGAUCAGUAAGUUUUUUUUUUUACUCAGAAGAAAACAGAUUAGAACAAAAAACAAAAUGUUGAUUCAAGAUCUAUACAACAACAACAGCAUUAUACAUAAUUUCAGACCUUCAAAAUCUGCUCCGUGUUCACCAGUAAAGCCUAUUGGUAACAAAGGGAUCCGAUCAGAACCUUUUCAUGUUACUCAUAAAGUCCCUUUAGGGGAUACUCCUUAUGUCAUCGCCAAAAAUGUUCAGUUAGUGGAUAAAGAUCCAGAGAGAGCAAUUCCAUUGUUCUGGGCUGCAAUUAAUGCUGGAGACAGAGUUGACAGUGCUUUAAAAGAUAUGGCUAUUGUAAUGAAACAGCAGAACAGAGCAGAAGAAGCUAUUGAAGCUAUUAAGUCAUUGAGAAGUCGGUGUUCUGAUCAAGCACAAGAAUCUCUUGACAACAUUCUUCUUGAUUUAUAUAAGAGAUGUGGGAGAUUAGAUGAUCAAAUUGGAGUUUUGAAGCAUAAAUUGCUGUUAAUUCAACAAGGGAUGGCUUUCAAUGGAAGGCGAACUAAAACGGCUCGAUCGCAAGGGAAGAAAUUCCAGCUCUCCAUUGAACAAGAAGCAACUCGUUUACUGGGGAAUUUAGGAUGGGCAUAUAUGCAACAGAACAACUACAUUGAAGCUGAAGAUGCAUACAGAAGAGCACUUUUGAUUGCAUCGGAUAAUAACAAAAUGUGCAACUUGGGCAUUUGUUUAAUGAAACAAGGGAGGGUUUCUGAGGCUAAAGAAACCCUAAGACGAGUGAGACCUGCAACUGUGGACGGCCCGAGAGGAAUUGAUUCUCAUCUUAAAGCUUUUGAAAGAGCACAACAAAUGCUCAAGGACAUUGAAUCUGAAAUCAUGAAUAAGGAUUGUGGAGAAGAUAGAGUUCAACAGAGUCGACUUUUCGAUGCGUUUUUGGGUUCUUCAUCCAUUUGGCAACCUCAGCCUUGCAAUGAACCUACUCUGGUAACCAUAACUAAGAAAAAUAAUCUCCAAGAGGAUUUUGCAGAUGAGAAUUCUAACUUGAACAGAAUGAACAAUCAAGUUCCAGUUCCAGUUCAGAGUAAAAUGAAACAAGCAAUUGCUGGGACCAACUUCCUAAACAUCGACGCACCACCGUUUUACUCAUCGAAAUUGGUGAAAAAUUCAGUGGCAACACAGGCUCAAGAUAAUUUAGGACUUGGUCUUAAGAGAAUCAGGUCUGGCAAUGCGGAAUGCGCCCCAAUUAGAGAAGUAUCGGAUUAUAAAACCCGAAAGCGCUCCCCGGUCAAAGAGGACAGUGAAUGGGCUGAGCUACUCCCUGAUAGUAAUGCAUUUGAGGAAGCUCUAAUGGCUGCAGUGAUAGGAACUACCAAAGAGGCGGUAAAGACAGUAGCAAAUAAUUGCAGUAGUCCUGCCUGCCAGAGAAAGGUUGACAAGAGGCUAAGAGUUUUUGAAGAUAUUACUCUCUCCUUUAGUCCAAGAGCUUGAAAAGCACUUGUUGUUUUUCCUUAUUUAAUCUUUUGCAGUCUGUGUUUAGGAUGGAGAUAAACUUGUUCUCCUCGAAAUAUUCGUGUCCCUGUAGUGAGGGACUGAAGAGUUGUUGUAGUGUUUGUCAGCUGGUAACAGUUUUGUCUGAUCAUUUCUUCCUUAUAUUUGAAGUGAACUUACAUGUAAUGAGAAAGCACGCUGCUAAGCAUCAGCAUUAUUUAUUUUUGGAACUU